This is a messenger RNA of Oncorhynchus gorbuscha (pink salmon), 5710 nucleotides long. RefSeq names its product rho guanine nucleotide exchange factor 10-like protein. The record is from RefSeq and is a predicted model, not a curated record. Lineage: Eukaryota; Metazoa; Chordata; Actinopteri; Salmoniformes; Salmonidae. The transcript is spliced from 31 exons. Gene Ontology annotation, cellular component: cytosol. Gene Ontology annotation, molecular function: guanyl-nucleotide exchange factor activity; protein binding. Gene Ontology annotation, biological process: SREBP signaling pathway; positive regulation of stress fiber assembly; actin cytoskeleton organization. The coding region runs from base 596 to 4813 and encodes 1405 amino acids.
AGUUGCUGUCCCUACACUAGGAUUAGGAAACUCUCCUCUCUCUAUGCUUUAGCGCUCAAUCGCCCUCCCUUUUCCUCCCUCUUCUCCCGCAGUGCGUUAACCGGCACAUCCCUACACGAGAGGCAUAAAUGCGCUCAACACCCCACCAGCCAAUCAAGAGCCGGUUAACGCACUGCGGGGAGAGAGGGAGCGAGAGCACAGAGAGAGGAGUUUCCUGAUCCUAGUGUGGGAGCAGCAACUAGUGACAGCCUUUGUUUGGUAAGAGCCAGAAGCUCAGAGCUAACCCUGUUUUAUGAGAGUGGACCGUACAGAGGACAUCUACAACCCUCCCUUGAUUUAGCUUCAAGGGAAGGGGCUUGGUCAUCAAGUCAAGUGAGUGUAUUAGGGAUGGUGCAGACUCGACAAACCGGCUUCGUUGUUAACACUUGGGGGUGUGCAGAGGAGAGUCCUUGGGAUUAAGGGCUGGAGGAAGGCUUUCGGCUGGCUGGUGGUAAUCUUUACAGAGAACAAGGAGGGUCUUUAAAUGCCUGAGGUUGACUCCUUUUGACUGCUCGAGAGAGAGAGAGGUAGGCUGAUGUGACCACAGAGUACACCAAUGGCUUCUCCACCCCCCCCACCCCCUCCAACCUCAGUGCCUGUGUCCAACAUGGCCUCUAAGAUGGAGGAGGAAGAGGAAGGUAUGAAGUUUGACUUUGACAACAGUGAUGAAGAGUGCAGUACGACACCAGCGAACUCUGUCUCUACCAUGGCCAAGGGCUUUGAAGCCACUGUGAUGGCGGGGCUUGCAUCAAAAAGGAACACAAUGGGCCCUAGUUCUGCCCAAGACCCAACAGUAAAGCCAAGGCUCAAUGGAUGGCCGUCUGUUGGAAAGGAGGACCAGAGCAUGCAUUCACUCCCUCAUUCCAAUAGCUCAGAGAUGGCUGGAAGAAGGUCUCCUGAGGGCCGCUCUGAGCUGGGAUUGUCAGGAGACACAGAGGGCUCUGGGAGAAGAAAUAGCAUUUAUGAAGCAGGAUCUAUGAAUGAGUGCUACUACACCCCUAUCUUAAAGGCUGACCACAUAGACACUCAGACAGUUCAGGCACCGUAUGGAGCCACCUCAGCCAAGGAGUGGUUCAGUGUGGUCUCAGAGCUCACUCUGCGACUGCAUAAAGGGAAACCUCCCCCUAUUCUUGAUGUAGGAGGUCCAGGUGAUGCAGCAAGUCCUGAAAAUGAAAAUGUGUCUAGUCCAGAGGGCCUGCAAAGUCCAGAUGGUCUGGCUUGCACAGACAGCCCACCCAGCCCCACCAGUCCCGAUAACGUCAUGACCGAUCCAACCCUCCGCCAUGACGUGACCAACUGGACCAGCCCUGAUGAUAUCAUCAUGACUAGUCCAGAGGCCAUCUUUAGGACCAGUCGUCCAGAGGUCAUCUAUGAUGACGUGCCCUGUGAGAGCCUCCUCUCUCCUCUGGAAGAUGACAUCUACGAGGACGUCCAGAGGCCAGAAAGCCAUCAUGGCACCAACAACGGAUGGAGCGACAGUGAGUUUGAGAGCUAUGAUGAGCAGUCAGACAGCGAGACAAAAAUACCCAGUGUUGCGCGAAGCAGUAGUAAGCUUUCUCAGGACAUGUGGCGACUGAAAGAGCGCUGUGCCAAGACCAAGCAGGAUCUGGCCAUGCGCAGCUGUGACUUCAAGGUCCAGAUGCUGAUGAAAGCAGCUAGAAAUGGCACCAAGGACGGACUGGAAAAGACUAAGUUAGCUAUGAUGCGUAAAGUCUCUUUCCUGCAGAAAAAAGAAACCGCGGAGGAGAGUGAUGAUGACGCUGGUUAUCUGGACGUGAUGGUGUCUGAAGUGAAGCACCCACCGCCCCAGCUGAGCCCUAUGCCAAAGGGGCUUAGCACCCAACAGAUUAUCAGACGCCACAUCGUUGGUUCCAUUGUACAAAGUGAGAGGAGUUAUGUGGACUCUCUCAAGAGAAUCUUAGUGGAGUACCAGAAGCCCUUGCUUGAGCCAGAGGCCCGGAUCCUGAGCGAUAAGAAGGUGCGGCCCAUAUUUUACCGGCUGCGGGAGAUCCUGCAGUGCCAUUCAAUGUUCCAAAUCGCCCUGGCAUCCCGUGUGGCCGAGUGGGACCUCAGUGAGAAGAUCGGAGACCUCUUUGUGGCCUCGUUUUCCAAGUCAAUGGUACUAGACGUGUACAGCGACUACGUCAACAACUUCACUAACGCUAUGGCGCUCAUCAAGAAAGCCUGCAUUUCCAAGCCAGCUUUCCUGGAGUUUCUCAAGAAGAAGCAAGUGUCAAGUCCUGACAGAAUCACUCUUUAUGGCCUUAUGGUUAAACCAAUCCAGCGCUUCCCUCAGUUCAUCCUGCUGCUACAGGACAUGCUGAAGAACACUCCCCGGGCCCACCCUGACCGCCUGCCCCUGCAGUUGGCCCUCACUGAGCUGGAGACGUUGGCCGAGAGGCUGAACGAGCAGAAACGAGUCGCUGACCAGGUCGCUGAAAUCCAGCAGCUGGCACGCAGCAUUGGUGACCGUCAACUGAGCAAGCUCUUGAACUCAGACCAGAGGCAGCUGAUACUGUGCGAGGUACUGAUUGAGACAGUGUACGGGGAGAAAGGACAGAUCCUUAAGUCCAAGGAGCGCAAAGUUUUCCUGCUGAACGACACCCUCAUCUGUGCAAACAUCAACGUCAAAUAUGAGAAUCACGGCAUUGAUAGUGUCAUAAAUGAACAAAGGGGUCCCCCUGAUAUCAGCAGUCUAGUUCCCAUUGGUCCUAAAUACACAGUGAAGUGGAGUGCCCCCUUGCUGCAGACGCAGGUAGUGGAGGUGGGACAGGAGAGCUUCCAGAGCAAAGAUACUGGGAAACGGCCAAACGUUGCUAAUGUUCCUGGUAAAGUGUUCCUGGGCCCUCCCAGACUCUACCAGGAGCUGGAGGAGCUACAACACGACCUGUAUGUGGUUGAAAACAUCACCUUGCUGGUGGGGACUUUACAAGGCACCUACCAGAACCUGAACACAACAGUAGGGCAGGACUGGUGCCUUGCACUGCAGAGGCUCAUCCACAUCAAAGAUGAACAGAUCCAGUGUGCCAACAAGUGCCGCCUGCGGCUGGCUGUGCCAGGCAAGCCUGACAAAUCUGGACGACCGGUCAGUUUUAUGGUGGUUUUCAACACUCCCAGUCCCCUCAGCAAGAUCUCCUGGGUCAACCGCCUACACCUCGCCAAGAUAGCCAAGAGGGAAGAGAACACGCCAGGCUGGGUGUUUGCAGAGGAUGAUGGGAAGACUAGACAUCCAUUUUGGUGUCCCCUGCUAGCCUGCCGACUUCCCAUCUUCUCCUCCAAAACACAAGACCAAAAGCUGGAGACGGCCCUUCACAACCCGGUCCAAUGUGCCCUGCUGGCUUUCUCUGCAGCCAGCACCUCUCUGCCGCAGGGCUACCUUUGGGUGGCCAGUGGAGGUGACCGCAACCAUGGUCAAGUGGAAAUCUUCUCUCUGAACCGCUCCAUGCCGCGCAUGGUCAAGUCCAUCCAGAUGGGGGCGCCAGUCCUGUGUCUGGAUCACGUGAUGGAGCCUUGUCCCACAGAGGAGGAAGGGGAGGGGGAGGCUGCUGUCAAGAGCACAGCCAGGACUGGCAACACCAUCUGUGUAGGCCUGCAGGAUGGCAACAUUCAUGUGUACGGUACCGUGGACACUUCAACCCAGUGCCUGCUGACCUUCUCCAACCCGGACAGUUGUCCAGUUCUGUGCCUGAAACACUCUGCCUCCUUCCUGUUCGCUGGGCUGGGGAAUGGAAAAGUGUCUGUUUAUGCUCGGAAGAGUGGAGAGGGGCUGUGGGACCCUGAAUCGUGCAGGCUGGUGACUGUGGGCAGUGGCCCCAUCCGCACCCUCCUAACCCUAGAGAAUGCUGUGUGGGCCAGCUGUGCCAACCACGUCACCGUCAUCCAGGGCUCCAGCCUCCACACACAGAGUUUUGACGCGCACCCUGGGCCACUGGUCAGUGUGAGUCACAUGUUGCGGGCGGGGGGAGGGGUGUGGAUGGCCUUUUCCGAGGGCUCAUCCAUCCGCCUGUUCCACACGGAGACACUGGAGCACCUGCAGGAGAUCAACAUCUCCACACGCUCCACCUUCCUCAGCCCAGGGCAACAGGGCAGCGUCCGGGUCACCAGCCUACUCAUUUGCCAGGGGCUGCUGUGGGUGGGCACUGCCCAAGGCAUCAUCGUCACCCUGCCCGUGCCCAAACUGGAGGGUAUCCCCAAAAUAACAGGUAAAGGGAUGACGUCUCUAAACGCUCACUGUGGCCCUGUGGAUUUCCUUGUGGUCACCUCCAGCACCCUGUCCCCAGACAUGCUCAAACGGGAUUCUGUCUGCGAGACUGCCGACCAGGCCAAUGGGGGAGCGGGAGGAGGAGAGGAUGGGGAGCGGAGGAAUGAAUUGUCCCAGGAGUCACUCUCGCAACCUGACUGCUCCUCCCCUCAGGGAGAGCCCUCCAAGGCCAAGGGAAUGCUGCUUCAGUAUCGCCUCCGCUCAACCACCCAGCUGCCCGGCAAGCUGCUGACAGCCGAACCCGACCAGAGCCCAUGUGACGCCCCACCGGAGACCCCGGAGCACAGCCCUGAGGACGGCUCUAUCUAUGAGCUGAGCGAGGACCCUGAGGUAUGGGUACGGGGGCAGCCCCCGGCCAGGGAGGGGCGUGGGAAGGACAAGGUGACCUCGGCUGCCGUCUUCUCCGGAGGCAGGGGGUUCCGUCGACUUGGGGAGGAGACUAUAGCAGCCAAUGGGGACCCAGAUGAAAGUACGCUCAUGGUUUGGCAACUCCCACUAACAGUGAGUCCAUGAGGAUACAAGACUGAUUGGACGAGACGAGAGCUGGCUCCGGCAGGCUCCUCCCACUCGCCUGAUGUAUUGCGUGCUCUAUGAAGAAGAGACUAUUAAACAAUAUAUAUUCAGGAUGACUAGACUGUCAUGAAGGGCUAUACAGGAUGGUACAUUCCUCUACCACCUUGGUGGUUGGAUUUCUGGAUGGAGUCUGAGGGAGUAGUGGUGUGCUGCAAACUGUGUUUGACAUGUUUCAGGAUCUCACACACACUCCUCCCAGCAGAUGCUUCUUCAGUCUGGCAGAUCUAGACCAGGGGUCUCGUCAAAUGGAAUUUGAGGAGGUUCACUCAACAUGAUUUUGCAUUUUGCACGUUCUUGAAAAAAGUAUAAUUGACAAGUGAUUGAAAAGUGACAGUUACGAAUGUUAGAUUUCGAUUUUCUUGUUGUCACUCUAAUUGACUCCUAUUGCCAGUGUAUCACGUGUGUUGCUAACACAGAACAUGUUAAUGUUAGGGUGUAUGGGAGCAUGUUUAUAAAGUACUUCUAAACUCUUUACACCCCCCCCCCCUUAUAGGGUACGUUCAUGUAAAGUGUUACCAGUUAACUUAAUGUAAAGUAGAGAUACAGUACACUGACAGGUAUCCCGCUUUUGGGGUGAAAAGAGAAAUCUACAUGUAACAUUUCUCUAAAAUCAACUUGAUGAUCAACAUACUGUGUAAUAACAUCUUGUCCUGUCUUUCUGUGAGAAUUUUGUCUAAUGUCCUGUUUUCCAUUUCAAUAAUCCAGAAGAUGUGAAGAAGAAGAAAAAGCACCAAGGGAAAGAAUGUCUUAGCUACUUUAUGCUUGACAGGUACUUAUUUUGGACAGUGUGUUUACAGUGUGUUACUUUGUUAUUUGAAUAAAGGGAUCAUGGUCUGA